AUGGAAUUUGAUUGGAAGCAACUGCUUCCGGCUGUAUGGGCGAUCGUUCUCUUCGUACCGCUAGCUCAGGCAGAUGUCAGUCACUUGUCACUGUCCCAUGAGCAUGGAGGGCAUGGAGGUCAUGGAGAGAAAAACAAACAAGCAGAUGCUGCCGUGGAAAUGAAUGAUGGCCAGUUCUAUCCUGUUGCCGGAUUGCCUUUGCCACCGGGCUAUGCCAUCCCGACAGGAAAUAAUGUUCCACCCCCACCUGUGGCGCCGCCCAAUUUCCCGUUGCCCAUAUAUCCGCCAUAUUUUGGUUUCGGUGGUUCGCAGGGAACGGGUCCGGGGCCGGGCUUUUCGAAUGUCGGUGGUCAACAAUUCGCAGGUGGACCAAUCCCAGAGCCCACCAAUGGACAGUACACAGCAUUCCCAACGGGCUCACAGGGCUUUCCGUUUCCCGGUACUGGUCCACAGGGUGGCGUGCCUUUCCAGCCUGGAUCGCAAUUCGGAUCAUUUGCGAAUGGACCCCAAGCCGGUGCAUUCCCAUCUGGGCAACAAGCUGGUCCUUUUCUACCUGGGUCAUUCCCACAAUCAGGUGCUUUCCCUUCCGUCCCACAAACUGGUCCCUUCCCAUCGGGCCCACAAGCUGGUCCCUUUCCAUCAGGCCCACAAGCUGGUCCCUUCCCACCUGGUCCACAAGGAGUUCCCUUCCCAGCAAUACCACAAGGUGGUCCCUUCCCAUCUCAACCGCAAUUCCCACCUGACUAUCUUACCAAUCAGGGUCUGCCGCUCGCUGGAGCCCAACAACCGUUUCUGCAACCAUCAGGCUUCAAUGUACCCCCCGGAUUUGCAGGACCCGGCAUCGACUUUUCAAAUCCCUAUCAGCAACCCUUCGCCGAUGAAGCACAACCGGAAGAAGUGGAUGCACAUCCCACCACAGAUGAGCCAACCAAAGCCAAACAAUCUAGCGACACAGUCUACGCCCCGAAUGGUGGCUAUGUCUAUCAACGAGCCAAAUAA
Molecule: messenger RNA, 999 nt
Organism: Drosophila willistoni
Lineage: Eukaryota; Metazoa; Arthropoda; Insecta; Diptera; Drosophilidae
Product: proline-rich proteoglycan 2
Exons: 1
Coding region: 1-999 (332 amino acids)
Source: RefSeq, a predicted model, not a curated record